Molecule: messenger RNA, 3110 nt
Organism: Cololabis saira (Pacific saury)
Lineage: Eukaryota; Metazoa; Chordata; Actinopteri; Beloniformes; Belonidae
Product: NLR family CARD domain-containing protein 3-like
Exons: 10
Coding region: 1-3081 (1026 amino acids)
Molecular function (GO): protein binding
Source: RefSeq, a predicted model, not a curated record
AUGGGUCUGGGUCAGAGCAGAGAGGAGGUAGUCCUUCCCUCCAGAACCUCCCCAAGGGGAAAACCUGGGAGAGAAGAAGAGAGCUGUGUGUCCUUGAAGAGUGACAGAUCCAAGGAUUUAAUUAUUCAUUUUAAAGAUACCCAACGAUCUCCCUCAGUGAGGAGACAAUCUGGACCUGGUCCUGGACCUGGUCCUGGACCUGGACCUGGUCCCAGCUGUGUGUCCUUGAAGAGUGAUGCAUCAAAGGAUUUAAUUUGGGAGUUUAAAGAUACCCAACGAUCUUCCUCAGUGAAAGUGGACCAGCAGAUCUCAGAGUCCCCCAGUGGUCCGUCUGUCCAGCAGCAUCAGACCCAGCUGGACUCCGUCUUUCAGCUGCUGGAGGACGACAUGAAGGUUGAGCUGAAGAAGAUCCAGAAGGUUUUGAGUCCAGAUUACCCAGAAUCCUCAGAGAGUCUGGAGGAGGAUGAAGAUGAAGAGCAGAAGAGCAUCAGAGAGACAUUCAUGAAGAUCACAGUGAAGUUCUUGAGGAGGAGGAAGCAGGAGAAGCUGGCCGACCUCCUGCAGAGCAAGACAGUGGCUGCCGUUUGUCAAUCCAAACUCAAAGUUCAGCUGCAGAAGAAAUACCAGCAUGUGUCUGAGGGGAUCAUUAAAGCAGGAAAUAAAACCCUUCUGGAGCAGAUCUACACGGAGCUCUACAUCACAGAGGGAGGGACCGGAGAGGUCAACCAUGAACAUGAAGUCAGACAGAUUGAAGCAGCUUCCAGGAAACCAGACGGAGCAGAAACAGCCAUCAGACAGGAAGACAUCUUUAAACCCCCACCUGGAAGAGGAGGACCAAUCAGAACGGUGAUGACGAAGGGAGUGGCCGGCAUCGGGAAAACAGUCCUAACACAGAAGUUCAGUCUGGACUGGGCUGAAGGCAGAACCAACCAGGACAUCCAGUUCCUGCUUCCAUUCACCUUCAGACAACUGAAUGUGCUGAGAGAGGAGAAGUUCAGCUUGGUGGAACUAGUUCAUCACUUCUUCUCUGAAACCAGAGAAAUGUGCAUGUUUGAAGAGUUCCAGGUCGUGUUCAUCUUUGACGGUCUGGAUGAGAGUCGACUUCCUCUGGACUUCCACAACAAUGAGGUUGUGACUGAUGUAACAGAGUCCACCUCAGUGGACGUGCUGCUGACAAACCUCAUCAGGGGGAGCCUGCUUCCUUCUGCUCGUCUCUGGAUCACCACACGACCCGCAGCAGCCAAUCAGAUCCCUCCUGAGUGUGUUGACAUGGUGACGGAGGUCAGAGGGUUCACUGACCCACAGAAGGAGGAAUACUUCAGGAAGAGGAUCAGAGGAGAGGAGAAGACCAGCAGGAUCAUCUCCCACAUCAAGACAUCACGGAGCCUCCACAUCAUGUGCCACAUCCCAGUGUUCUGCUGGAUCACUGCUACGGUCCUGGAGAACGUCCUGGAGAACGUCCUGGAAACCAGAGAGGGAGGAGAGCUGCCCAAGACCCUGACUGAGAUGUACAUCCACUUCCUGGUGGUCCAGGCCAAACUGAAGAAGGUCAAGUAUGACGGAGGAGCUGCGACGGAUCCACACUGGAGUCCAGAGAGCAGGAAGAUGGUGGAGUCUCUGGGAAAACUGGCUUUUGAGCAGCUGCAGAAAGGAAACCUGAUCUUCUAUGAAUCAGACCUGAGAGAGUGUGGCAUCGAUGUCAGAGAGGCUUCAGUGUACUCAGGAGUGUUCACCCAGAUCUUUAGAGAGGAGAGCAGCCUGUACCAGGACCAGGUCUUCUGCUUCAUCCAUCUGAGUGUUCAGGAGUUUCUGGCUGCUCUUCAUGUCCGUCUGACCUUCAUCAACUCUGGAGUCAACCUGCUGGAGGAACAAAGGAACACAGAGACUGACCUCUAUCAGACAGCUGUGGACAAGGCCUUAGAGAGUCCCAACGGACACCUGGACUUGUUCCUGCGCUUCCUCCUGGGUCUUUCACUGGAGACCAAUCAGAACCUCCUACUAGGUCUGUUGGAACCAGAACAAAGAAGUUCACAGAACAAUCAGGAAACAGUUGAAUACAUCAAGAAGAAGAUCAGUAAGGAUCUGUCUGCAGAGAGAAGCAUCAACCUGUUCCACUGUCUGAAUGAACUGAACGAUCGGUCUCUGGUGGAGGAGGUCCAACGGUACCUGGGGUCUGGACCUCUCUCCACAGAUAAACUGUCUCCUGCUCAGUGGUCGGCUCUGGUCUUCAUCUUACUGUCAUCAGGAGAUCUGGAGGUGUUUGACCUGAAGAAGUUCUCAGCUUCAGAGGAGGCUCUACGGAGGCUGCUGCCGGUGGUCAAAGCCUCCAAGAAAGUUAUGUUGGAGGGCUGCGUGUUGUCAGAGAUCAGCUGUUCUUCUCUGGUCUCAGCUCUGAAGUCCAACCCCUCCCACCUGAAACAUCUGAAACAUCUGGACCUGAGCUGGAACCAGCUGCAGGAUUCAGGAGUGAAACAUCUGUGUGGUUUCCUGGAGAGUCCAGACUGCAGACUGGAGACUCUGAGCUUGCAGUGCUGCGGUCUGUCAGGGAUCAGCUGUUCUUCUCUGGUCUCAGCUCUGAAGUCCAACCCCUCCCACCUGAAACAUCUGGACCUGAGUAACAACUACAAGCUGCAGGCUGCAGAUGUGGAGCAGCUGUCUGGUCUGGUGCAGAGUCCACACUACCAGCUGCAGACUCUCAGGUUGGAGAGAUGCGGGAUGUCAGACAUCAGCAGUUCUUCUCUGGUCUCAGCUCUGAAGUCCAACCCCUCCCACCUGAAACAUCUGAAACAUCUGGACCUGAGUUACAACCACCUGCAGGAUUCAGGAGUGAAACAUCUGUGUGGUUUCCUGGAGAGUCCAGACUGCAGACUGGAGACUCUGAGGUUGGAGAGAUGCGGGAUGUCAGACAUCAGCAGUUCUUCUCUGGUCUCAGUUCUGAAGUCCAACCCCUCCCAUCUGGAACAUCUGAAACAUCUGGACCUGAGUCAGAACCAGCUGCAGGAUUCAGGAGUGAAACAUCUGUGUGGUUUCCUGGAGAGUCCAGACUGCAGACUGGAGACUCUGAGGUCAGACAUGUUUUAGUUUUGUGUUCAGAUGAAUGUGAUGAUAAA